AAAAGUAAAGAAAUUUCAAAAAUUUAGCAAUUGCUUCUAAUUCUGCAAACAUGAAGUAUUUCUUAUUGGUUGCUUUGUUCGCUGUGGCAGCUACUGCCUAUGUUCUUCCCGAAGAGGAACGUGUUAAUGGUGAAAAUGGUUGGUAUGUACCCCGCCUAGAUGAUACCUUUGAAUGGGUUGAUAUGGAAGAAGCUGAUGCCUAUCUCGAAAGUAUGCAAGUUAUGGAAGGUCGUUUGUCAACCAAUCCUGUUACUUUCUACUUGUACACCAAGAAAAAUCCCACUACUCCUCAGGAAAUUACUGCCUCCAAAAAAACCAUUGGUGCCUCUAACUUCAAUGCCAAACACCCCACUCGCAUUUCCAUUCAUGGCUGGAAAUCCGGCAAAGAUGAGUUUAUUAACUCUGGUGUUCGUGAGGCUUGGUUAUCCAAAGGUGAAUACAAUUUCAUUUUCGUAGACUGGGGCCGUGCCCGCUCUGUGGAUUAUGCUUCCUCCGUUUUGGCUGUUUCGGGUGUUGGUGAAAAAGUUGCCGCUUUGGUUGAUUUCUUGGUCAAGAAUUACGGUUUGAAAUUGGAUACUUUGGAAAUUAUUGGUCACAGCUUGGGUGCUCAUGUUGCUGGCUUCACAGGCAAGAACAUUAAAUCCGGUAAAGCUCACACCAUUGUAGGUUUGGAUCCUGCUCUGCCCCUGUUCCACUAUGACAAACCCGACAAACGCUUGUCCAGCACUGAUGCCAACUAUGUUGAAUCUAUCCAAACUAAUGGCGGUAAAUUGGGUUUCUUAAAACCCAUUGGCAAGGGUGCUUUCUAUCCUAAUGGUGGCCAAUCUCAACCUGGUUGUGGUGUUGAUCUCACCGGUUCCUGCUCUCACAGCCGUUCUAUUGUCUAUUAUGCCGAAGCCGUGAAAAAGGAUGAUUUCUCUACCAUCAAGUGCUCCAACUAUGAAGAUGCUGUUGCCAAGAAGUGCGGCUCCACCUAUAGCAACAUUCGCAUGGGUGCCGUCAUUAAUGCUUAUAUGGUUGCUGGUGAUUUCUAUGUCCCUGUCAACAAAAAUGCUCCCUAUGGCAAAUUAGCUUAAGAUUUAAUAAAUAUUUUAUAUUUACAAUAAAACUCUUAAAUAUUUUUACUCUACAUAUA
This is a messenger RNA of Lucilia sericata (common green bottle fly), 1135 nucleotides long. Its product is annotated as phospholipase A1 VesT1.02-like. Gene Ontology annotation, biological process: lipid metabolic process. The transcript has 2 exons. The record is from RefSeq and is a predicted model, not a curated record. Lineage: Eukaryota; Metazoa; Arthropoda; Insecta; Diptera; Calliphoridae. Gene Ontology annotation, molecular function: lipase activity. Bases 51 to 1076 code for a protein of 341 amino acids.